CCGGCGGAAGUAAACAACGCAAGCACGUGCGACGUCAGCGGCUCGCAAGUGUGGAGUUAGAGGGGAAACGAUGUUGUUGUCGUCGCGGAGGUAAAACAACAAUGUCGUCAGUUGAGAACAUGAGAACGUUUUUCCUCGAGCGGCUGACUGCUGCUGCAGAAGAAAUAUUCGGAGUUUUUGAAAAAACUAUCUUCGAGUACCAGGAAGAGGUCGACCGUCAGGGCAGACUGCUGGACAUCGUUAGGAAACCUGUAAUAAAGUUACACAGGACAGAGGUCCCAGAGGUCCCAGAACAACAUGUCUGUAAGAAGAAGGAGGAGGAGGAGGUUCUCUGUGAGCAGCAGCUCUGUAUUCAGGAGAGGAGCUCCAGUCUGGACCAAGAGGACCCAGAGCCUCCACAGAUUAAAGAGGAACAGGAGGAACUCUGCACCAGUCAGGAGGGAGAGCAGCUUGAGCUGAAGCAGGAGACUGAGACCUUCAUGUUGACUCCUACUUGUGAGGAAACAGACCACAGUGAACCAGAACCCACACGUGACCACCAGCUCCUCUCUUACUUCUCUCGUGUAGCUGAGAGCCCAGAUCAGAAAGGAAGUGAGCAUGAAGACUCUGAAUCAACCAGAAAUGCAGGGCCACAACCAAAGAAAAGACAUCCCAGUCACUGUGACGAUGAGAACUUGUUAAAGAUUCACAAUAAUACUCAAACAGGAAGAUUCCACUCUGGGGAGAAGCCAUAACUCUGCAAGACCUGCAGGAGAACCCUUUGAGGCUACUCCAUUGACGAGGCAUAUAAGAUCACAUACAGACAAUUUCUAUCUGCAAAAUACAUAAAAGAUGGUUGAGUUCAGUUUUUUUCUACCUCAUUUAAUACUUUCAUGUAUUUUGUAAUUGCAUCAACUUGAUACAAUUGUUGUUGUUUUAGAUUUUAGAGGUGGCCCACAAACAAAUUGUAGGUGGUGUGCAACAUGAUGAAUAUCAGAUUCACGCUGAGGUCUAAAGCUUUAAGUAUAUUCUGUUCAUCAAGGCUGCACAUGUCUCACUGACAUCAAGAGUAAAAGUAGUCCGUGAAGAACUGUUAAGUUAUACCAUGCAAAAGGUGUUUUAAUGUUGGAGCUCACCGACUUGAUUGUUAAUUUAUGAUUCAAUACCGUAGCUGAUAGUUUGAUCAGUGGGGCGGCCUCAUGUUGAACAAGCUGUGGUGGAAUGUAACUGCAUGUACUCAAAUACUGUAAUGAUGUACAACUUUGUCCUCAGAUGGCUAAGAUUUCAUUUAAAUUCCUCAUAAAAUCUUGAACAUAAAAAUGUUUAAAUACAUUUGAGGUAUUUGUACUUUGACUCUUUCUACUUUACUAUAUUUUACAGGCAAAUACUGUACUUUUUAAGCCACUACCUUUUAUUUCACCGCUGUUGUUACUUUGCUGAGUAAGCUUUUUACAAACAAAAAAUGAUAGUGCCUUCAAUGUGAUUUCUUGUUAAGCUAUGCAUCAGUGUGUGUGAACCUGGUAAAAAAUGAAAUAUCUCCACCUCCACAGACCCACUCUUGUAGCUAUAGGCCCAUAGCUUUGACUUUUCUCUUAUGGUGGAUGGUGAGGGUUAUAGACUUGCAUCUUUUCUUUUUGAUAAAACACAGAGCUGGUGGGUAGGACAUAAGAAAUACGGUGAAAAUAUGUGAUAUUUCCAACUUGUGUACAGCAGGCAGCAGCAUGCGCCUACUUGCAGUUUGAUAUCUGGAGUAUUAAAAACAAAACAAUUACCACCAGCUCCUCUCUCUCAACUCUCAUGAAGCCGAGAGCAAAGAUUAGAAUUCCAAUUACACAUUUCAGGUCAAUGUGAUUGAGUCUGUAUCGUCAUAUAAAUACUUUGGAUUCUUAAUUGAUGAUUCUCUCUCUUUUAAACCUCACAUUCAGCAACUUGUGAAGAAGUUGAAGCUGAGGCUGGGUUUCUAUUUCAGAAAUAAGUCUUGCUUUUCUUUUGAUGCUAAAAAGAGACUUGUUGCUGCUACUUUUAUGUCUGUGAUGGAUUAUGGUGAUGUUUUAUAUAUGCAUGCAUCAUCUCAAUGUCUUCACUCCUUAGAUAGUGUCUACCAUGGAGCAUUGAGGUUCAUAACCAAUCUUAAGGCUCUUACUCACCAUUGCUCCCUGUAGGGUUGGUUGGACUGCAUUGUCCAUCCGUAGACUGAAUCAUUGGCAUGUCCUUAUUCACAAGGCAAUUCUUAACGUAUUUCCAGCUUAUCUAUGUACGUUAAUUCAUCAGAAAAAUGCUGGAAGCUACCGUCUUCGCUCUGUGACACAUGCGCAAGGCCUCCUCUUGCUAUCUGUCCCUAACGUCCGUCUGGAAAUGGGAAAAAGGGCUUUUAGGUUUGCUGCUCCUGCGGCUUGGAAUCAGACUGAUUUGGGUCUACGGGAGCCCGGUCUCUUUAGGUGGUUUUAAAAAGAGUUGGAGGAAGGUUCAUCUGGUUGUAGAUGUUUUUCUGACUUUGGUAUGGGCACCUGUGUAAACUGGGAUGUGAUGACUUGAGUCUUAGUUUUGGUUUUACUCAU
Messenger RNA from Cyclopterus lumpus (lumpfish), 2537 nucleotides. RefSeq names its product transcription factor TBF1-like. The coding region runs from base 102 to 734 and encodes 210 amino acids. Lineage: Eukaryota; Metazoa; Chordata; Actinopteri; Perciformes; Cyclopteridae. The transcript has 3 exons. The record is from RefSeq and is a predicted model, not a curated record.